Molecule: messenger RNA, 2804 nt
Organism: Xylona heveae TC161
Lineage: Eukaryota; Fungi; Ascomycota; Xylonomycetes; Xylonales; Xylonaceae
Product: actin-like ATPase domain-containing protein
Exons: 5
Coding region: 221-2389 (722 amino acids)
Molecular function (GO): ATP binding; ATP-dependent protein folding chaperone
Source: RefSeq, a predicted model, not a curated record
UGUUGUUUGUGGCCAACCGUUGCAAUCUACUUAUUACUGUAACCCUUUGUAUGUCAGCGCUGUUGACUCAGCCUCACUCCUCGCAAGUCGAUGGCUGUUGAUUAGUCCACCGUCACUAUAGUCUUUGGACUUGCUUGUUUCUCGGCCUUCCCGACCGACCGGCUUCUACACAUACUCCUUGAAACAGGUGUCUCGCGUCUGUUCAUAUAUUACGGACUUGAUGAGCUCACGAUUCAGGAACCUCGGGUUUGGCUCCAAACGGAAGUCCUCUGGCAACGUUCAGACGGAGAGUACCCCACCACCGGUAGCAAACAGCACACUUCCUGUUGGCACCGCACCUCCGUCUGGAGCCAACUCCUCAAAUUCCAGUCUUCCUAUGAAUCCACACAAUCCGUUGGGAAGGCCCCCAUCGUACACUCCCCCAAAUCCUGGUCAUCUCGGUGCUCCUCCGCCCCAUGUUGGUCGACCAACGAGUCCGAUACCUCCUCAGCAAAUUGGGCACCCUCCCGCAACUCAGUCAGGAUAUGGCUAUUCCCCCCAACCAUAUCCAGCAAUGAGAACUCCGCAGAUGCCUUCAAGACCGUACGGUGGGACCUAUGCGAUUCCCAAUCAGCAGUUCCAGGCACCCGUUGAAGUUGAAGACGCCGCGAGGAGCAAGGCUCAGCUUAUUGUUGGCAUUGAUUUUGGCACAACCUUUUCCGGCGUGGCCUUUGCAUUUGCGACCAACAACGAAGUGAAAGAAGACAUCAUCACGGAAUGGCCUGGUGCUGGAAACCAGACUAAGCAGAAGGCAAUUACACUUCCCGCUUCAAAGAUCAUCCCCACUGUUCUCUAUUACGAUCAGUAUCAAAAAGUUGUGGGAUGGGGCCCAGAUAUUGCCGACGCUCUCGCGCCCACUGGCUAUCCCAAACUUGGCGUUCAGAAAGUAGAAUGGUUCAAGCUGCAGCUUAUGUUAUCCGGAAACACAUACAUUGAUCCUAUAAACCUUCCUCCUCUGCCGCCUGGGAAAUCCGAGAUCGACGUUGCGGCCGAUUACCUUUUCAAACUUCGGCAGGCUAUGAGGAAUCAAUUGCAGAAGACCCUUGGCGAAGUUUUCAAUAGAGAAGAACGCAACAUUAAAUACUUUCUCACAGUUCCUGCCAUCUGGAAUGAUGCAGGGAAGGCUGCCACCCGAGCCGCUGCUAUCCAAGCUGGUUUUCUACGAGACGAGAACGAUAACCGACUUACUUUAGUGACUGAACCCGAGGCUGCGGCCAUGUUCUGCUCCAAGACUGGUCUCCUCAAUCUCAAAAUCCACGAUGCUGUUUUGAUAGUAGACUGCGGUGGAGGGACUGUUGAUUUGAUAGCCUAUGAAGUUGAAGAAGAGCAGCCAUUUACUGUGGCAGAAUGUACUGCAGGGUCUGGAGAUUCUUGUGGUUCUACGGCGCUCAAUCGAAAUUUCAGUAAUAUUUUACGCGCGAAAAUCCGUAAAAUGAAGCUUCCGGAUGGAUCGAAGACAGCUGGAAAGGUGUAUGCGAAAUGCAUAAUGGACUUUGAAAACAGGAUCAAAGCUGACUUCAGGAACAACGGUCAAAAGUGGGCCGUCGAUGUUGGCAUUGAAGCCGAAUUUCCUGAGGCUGGGAUAGAGGAAGGGUACAUGACGUUCACAAAUGAGGAGAUUCUACAGUGCUUCGAACCCGUUGUCAAUCGAAUACUUGAGUUGGUUCGAAAUCAAAUUAUUGCGAUCCAAGCUCAAAAUAGGGCUUUACAGAAUGUGCUCGUGGUCGGCGGCUUUGGUGCGUCCGAAUAUCUCUUCCAGCAGAUUAAGCUUCAUGUGCCUCCACAAUUCCAGUCAAAGGUCGUUCGACCUAUGGACUCUGUUGCUGCCAUAGUCAAGGGCGCAGUCACUGCAGGAAUCACUGAAAGGGUCAUUACUUCACGAGUUGCUCGUCGACACUACCUUAUGGCUACUCUGCAACCUUUCAAGGAAGGCCAUCAUCCAGAGCAGUACCGUGUCCCAUCACUGGAUGGUAAAGAUAGAUGUAAAUAUACUCGGCAAAUAUUUGUUCAGAAGGGCCAAAGAGUAAAGAUCGGUGAGCCGGUGAAAGUCUCUUUUUUCCGACAAGUCGCACCCGGCGCAACUCUCAUGUACGAGGAUAUCCUCUAUGCUUGCGACGACGAUGUCUGCCCGGAGUAUACCAAAGACCCACGGAUCAAGGAGGUUGUUACGCUCACCUCAGACCUGUCUCGGAAAAACUUGGAGAAAGACUUCGAAAGGAUGGAUACGCCACAAGGCACAUUUUACAGAGUUUACUUUGACAUAUAUCUUACACUUGAUGGUAGCGAGUUCAAUGCAGAACUGGUUUGCCAAGGCGAAGUUAUGGGCCGCUGCACCGCAAAGUUUCGAUAGAUGUUCCCAUUUCCGCAUGAAAUACUUAUUUUAUGGCUUUUUGGACAUUAUGCUCACGCUCUUUGCUCAAGGCUUUAUACCUAUAUCAAAUGUUCUCAGCAUCUGUCAUCAUAGCGGGUUAUCCUUCCAAUAUUGCAAUCCAUUUUAUUUCAAUUUUCGGUUUUUGAUAUGCUACUUAUACUUGCUUUACGUUUUCGUCAGUAAGCUGAAGUCAAGCCAUAGUUCUUCCGAUAGCAAAGAGGUAUGUUACCUUUAUGAGCAAUUUUUUUCGACUCCAAGAUCCUUUGCGCUGGAAAUGCCGGCAAUUACUCGGUACUCUUGUGCUACCUCCGGCUAUCUAAUUGAUAAUCAAACUAAGAGUGCUUCUGAAGCAAUGCCACUUUUACGACGAGAUAUUCUGACAUAGUGCAGGUCU